AUGGCAGCAGAAGGAGCAGCAGGAGGGGCGGAGGCUGCGUCCAUGGCAGCAGAAGGAGCGGUAGGAGGGGCGGAGGCAGCGUCCAUGGCAGCACAAGGAGCAGUAGGAGGGGCGGAGGCUGCGUCCAUGGCGGCAGAAGGAGCUGUAGGAGGGGCCAAGGCAGCGGCAGGAGCGGUAGGAGGGGCGGAGGCUGCAUCCAUGGCUGCAGCAGGUGCAGUAGGAGGGGCGGAGACUGCAUUCCAAGGCAGCAGCAGGAGCAGUGGGAGGGGCGGAGACUGCAUCUAUGGCAUCAGCAGAUGCAGUAGGAGGGGCCUGCUGCUACUCCUGUCAACUCCUUCCCUGCUCCAUGUGACCUCUUUGGUCUCUUGCCAGUAG
Molecule: messenger RNA, 375 nt
Organism: Closterium sp. NIES-65
Lineage: Eukaryota; Viridiplantae; Streptophyta; Zygnematophyceae; Desmidiales; Closteriaceae
Source: the annotation of a GenBank genome assembly